AGUACAAAUUCGUGGCACUUCGAGUCGCUGCUUCUCAACGAAACUUAAACUUGAACAAUGCCUUCAACAUUAUGGCUAAAACCUAGGAAUGUAUCGCCAAAUGACGUAGACGAACCAUUAUGGGAUCAAAAAACGUUUAUGGGACGUUUACAUCACUUCUUUUGGGUUACUGAUUGGAGAACCGUCCCAACUUCAAAUUCAAGGUUAUUCGAGGCUAAACAAUUUAUCGAGGAUUACAAAUCAGGAAAAAUAUCAGAAAAUUACGACCAAGCGAAAAUUCGCUAUGAGAAAAAAUUGAAGGAAAGCGCUUUUCAUCCAGAUUCUGGUGAAUUGCAGAAUAAUAUUGGAAGAAUGAGCUUUCAAGUACCAGGAGGCAUGGUUAUAACUGGUGGAAUGCUACAGUAUUACAGAUCUACUGGAGCUGUUAUUCUUUGGCAAUGGAUAAAUCAGUCGUUUAAUGCCUUAGUCAACUAUACGAAUAGGAAUGCCGCUUCACCAAUUACGACCACUCAAAUGACGAUCGCCUAUGCAAGUGCUACUUCUGCAGCCGUUCUAAUAGCAGUUGGUUUGAAGGGCAGAUUGGCAAGGACUGUGUCUUCGCCUGUACUGCAAAGAUUCGUUCCAUGGUGCGCUGUUGCGGCCGCCAAUUUGGUUAAUAUUCCAUUUACUAGGCAAAGAGAAUUAGUAGAUGGAGUUAUGAUGUCUACAGAAGACGGUGAAGAGAUUGCGAAAUCUCGAUUUGCAGCUGCAAAGGGUAUUAGUCAAGUUGUAGCCGCAAGAAUUACUAUGGCCAGUCCUGGAAUGCUACUUUUGCCAUUCAUUAUGGAAAGAUUAGAAAAAAGACCUUGGUUCAUGAGAUAUCCUAGAGGUCAUAUUGUCUUUCAGACCCUUGUCGUUGGGGCUUUUCUUACUGUUAUGACACCAAUUGGAUGUGCAAUUUUUCCUCAAAAAUGUUCCGUAUCCAUGGAAACAUUAAAGUUUGUUGAAAAAGACGUUUAUCAGUCAAUAAAGAAGAAUCAUCCGGAUAAAUCUAUUAGCCAUUUAUAUUUUAAUAAGGGAUUAUAA
Molecule: messenger RNA, 1065 nt
Organism: Dimorphilus gyrociliatus
Lineage: Eukaryota; Metazoa; Annelida; Polychaeta; Dinophilidae
Source: the annotation of a GenBank genome assembly